AUGGGGCUCUACACAGUGUUGCCAGAGAGUGUCCAAGAAGUUGAUAUCAUCAUCGCUGGAGGUGGAACGUCUGGGUGCAUUGUGGCGUCAAGGCUAGCAGAUGCAGAUCCGAAUCUUUCAAUUUUAGUCAUAGAGCAUGGGCCCAACAAUCAGAACAACCCUCUGGUUACUCACCCCCUGCUCUGGCGCGCACACUUGGCGCCACAAACUGGGACGACCAUAUACUACAUCGGGAAGAAUGAAGCUCAACUCGGUAAUCGUGGUAUCUACGUUGCUGCUGGUGGCGUUCUCGGUGGGGGUAGUUCGAUUAAUCUGUCCAUGUAUACGCGACCACAAGCCAAUGACUACGAUGCAUGGAAGUCAAGAGGCUGGUCCUCCAAUGAUUUGAUUCCAUACAUCAACAAGGUAGAGACAUACCACGGCGACGGACUCAAGGAGCACCACGGACACAAUGGCCCAAUUCAUGUUUCCAGUGGUCCCUAUCGCCAGAAUGGAGCAGAGCGAAAUUUUAUUUCCUCUAUGAAUCAAUUGGGCUACUCAGAAAACAAAGACUUGCAGGAUCUUGACUCGAGCACUGGAGUAUCGCAUUGCCUCAAGUAUGCAAGCGCAGAUGGUACACGACAAGAUGUCGCACAUGCCUAUCUACACCCAAGAAUCCAGGAUGGUCGUCACGAUAACCUGGAGGUCCUUCUCGAGUCGCAGGUGACCAAGGUCCUUUUCGAUACCACCACCAACCGAGCCCUUGGUGUCGAAUAUAGAGCAAAUCCCGCAUUCUCAAAGGAGGCUGCAUCACAGCCCCCACGCCGGGUCAAUGCUAGGCAAUUUGUUGUUCUUUCAUGCGGCACAUUGGGCAACCCUCCCAUCCUGGAACGUUCGGGAGUGGGGGAUACGAAAAUCUUGGAGAAUGCUGGAGUACCAGUCGUGGCAGAUGUGCCUGGUGUAGGAAAUGGGUAUCAAGACCAUCAAGUCAUCUCCUAUCAUUACAUGUCCAGCAUGGCGAUGGAGGAAACAAGUGAUAUUGCAUUCCGUGACCCUGCCACGGCCAUUGGGUCGUUGUUGAUGAGUCAAAGUCCGAUUCUUGGUUGGAACGGCUUUGAUGCAUCGUCCAAGAUCAGGCCAACCGAGACAGAAGUUGCUUCCCUCGGACAAGACUUUCAAAAUGCGUGGGACAAAGAUUUCAAGGACCUUCCGUCAAAGCCUCUAGGGACUGUGAUCUUGUCGACAGGACUCCUCGACAACCCAGCAACAUUCCCAGAGGGAGUUUAUUUCUCCUUGGGAUGCUACAAUUCUUAUCCAUACUCGAGAGGCCACAUUCAUAUCACCGGACCAGCGAUGGAUGACGCUCUUGGUUUUGAAACAGGAUUUCUUGCAGACCAUGCUGAGAUUGAUCUGAAAACACACAUAUGGUUGUUCAAAAAGCAGCGCGAAGUGGCACGACGCAUGAACAUUUACAAAGGUGAGGUUGAAGGCCAUCAACCGGCCUAUCCGACAGGAUCAAGCGCCACCUUUGCACCUGCUGUCCCGACCAACAAUAGAACUUUGAUUGGAUACACUGAGGAGGAUGACGCUGCUAUCGGUGACUACAUUCGGAAGAAUAUCACCACUUGUUGGCAUGGCCUUGGAACUUGCAAGAUGGCGCCUCGUGAGGAACAGCUCGGUGUGGUUGACGAAAGGCUCAACGUGUACGGCGUCAAAGGGUUGAAGAUUGCGGACCUCAGCAUUGCCCCGCGUAAUGUUUCGGCAAAUACCAACAAUACUGCCUUGACGAUUGGGGAGAAGGCUGCUGACCUCAUCAUUCAAGACCUUGGGCUCAUUUAG
This is a messenger RNA of Pestalotiopsis fici W106-1, 1818 nucleotides long. RefSeq lists its product as uncharacterized. Gene Ontology annotation, molecular function: flavin adenine dinucleotide binding; oxidoreductase activity, acting on CH-OH group of donors. The coding region runs from base 1 to 1818 and encodes 605 amino acids. The record is from RefSeq and is a predicted model, not a curated record. NCBI's taxonomy places the organism in Eukaryota, Fungi, Ascomycota, Sordariomycetes, Amphisphaeriales, Sporocadaceae. The transcript is spliced from 6 exons.